Messenger RNA from Neofelis nebulosa (Clouded leopard), 564 nucleotides. It is a transcript of the gene DAND5, whose product is annotated as DAN domain BMP antagonist family member 5. The record is from RefSeq and is a predicted model, not a curated record. The transcript is spliced from 2 exons. Gene Ontology annotation, biological process: signal transduction involved in regulation of gene expression; determination of heart left/right asymmetry. Gene Ontology annotation, molecular function: morphogen activity. Lineage: Eukaryota; Metazoa; Chordata; Mammalia; Carnivora; Felidae. Bases 1 to 564 code for a protein of 187 amino acids.
AUGUCCCUCCGCCAGCUGAUUGCUCUCCUGAGCCUGCUCAGUGGGGCCCACUUGCCCACAGGCUUUGGGAGGCCUGGACCCCAGGGGCCCCCAUCUCGGCUCUGGGCUGCCACCAAUGAGACCCGGGCUCUGGGCCGAGGGGUCCCAGCCUCCCAGGUACAAUCCUCUGCCCUCAGCAGCUGGAAGGCCUUCUUGGGCCUGCAGAAAACUGGCAGGGGUACACUGCAGCAGGGGCAGGAAGCGGCCCCCACGAUGUCUCUGCCCCUGGACCCGCACGAAGUGACCCGGGAGAGGUGCAAGGCUGUGCCGUUCACCCAGGUGAUCUCCCAGCCCGGCUGCACGGCAGUUCACCUCCGAAACCACCUCUGCUUUGGCCACUGCUCGUCCCUCUACGUCCCCGGCUUGGACCCCACCCCACUCGUCCUUUGCAACAGCUGUGUGCCCACUCGAAAACGCUGGACACCCGUGGUCCUGUGGUGUCGGGCGAGCGGCCCCGGCUCCCGUCGACGGAUGAAGACGUCUACUGUGCUGGUUGAAGGAUGUCAGUGCAGCCCGAAGGCGUGA